AUGGACGGCGUCGAGCCGCUGCUCCCGCCCGCGGGCGGCGCCAGCCCGGUGUUCAAGGCGCCGGUGUACACCGGCGGCGCGGGCGGGCCAUACGGCGGCAGCCACCCGGCGCCGUACGCCCGGCCCGUGCGCGGCUCGUUCGACUACCCGCACCACCAUCAGGGCGGGCAGCCGAUGGGCCGCAGACAGCCCAGCUCGAGCCACUCCCGCUCCUCCUCGCUCUCCAUCAGCUCGCUCUCCCAGCACUCCUCCUUCGCCCCGGACGACCGGGGCCCGACGCCCGGCGGCGGAGCGCUCAAGAUCCUGCCCACACCCGGGCCGACGGGCGUGCCCCCGCUGACCUCCUACGGCUCCCACCCCAACUUCCACCCCGCCCCGCUCCGCUCCACGCCCGUCAGACGCACCUUCCCCAGCCUGCGCCACGCCAUGUCCCACCCUGCCUUCAGCUCCUCCUCCGACCCCGCCCCCAGGCCGCCCUUCUCCGCCUCCGGCCACCAGUACGCUUCCUACCAUCCCCAGCAGCAACCGGGCGCCUUCCCCUUCUCGCCCUUCUCCGCCCCCCCGCCCCUCUCCGCCCGCGCCUCCGUCGCCGCUGGAGCCGCCGGAACACAGAGGCUCGAGCUCGCCCCCGUCUGUCCCUCCCGCGUCGGCCACGCCCUGCCCCUGCUCUACAGGGACGAUACCCCCGUCGACUGGCCCCUCUCCGCCCCCCCCAACCCCGCCGACGACGGGCCCCCGCAGGUCGGCUUCGACCAGGCGCUCGCCGCCAUGGACACCCUCAUGCGCUUCCUCCAGGACCAGCCCACCGGGUUCGCCAGCCCCAGAGACUACAUGGUCGUCGGCGAGCUCUUCGGUACUUUCUUUCUCCCCUUACUCCGUCCUCGCUGGUCUUCUUUGCUGACUGCUCUUCGUCCUUGCUGA
This is a messenger RNA of Puccinia triticina, 921 nucleotides long. RefSeq lists its product as uncharacterized. Lineage: Eukaryota; Fungi; Basidiomycota; Pucciniomycetes; Pucciniales; Pucciniaceae. The coding region runs from base 1 to 921 and encodes 306 amino acids. The transcript has a single exon. The record is from RefSeq and is a predicted model, not a curated record.